Molecule: messenger RNA, 7576 nt
Organism: Amphiprion ocellaris (clown anemonefish)
Lineage: Eukaryota; Metazoa; Chordata; Actinopteri; Pomacentridae
Gene: opn7b
Product: opsin 7, group member b
Exons: 7
Coding region: 595-1806 (403 amino acids)
Biological process (GO): visual perception; G protein-coupled receptor signaling pathway
Cellular component (GO): membrane
Molecular function (GO): G protein-coupled receptor activity
Source: RefSeq, a predicted model, not a curated record
GAAGGGACUGGGGAGAGAGUGGGAGCUGCAGACUGAGAGAGACAAGAGAGAGAAAGGAGUAGGAGAGAGAGCAGAGACCAGCAGCAGCAGCAGCAGCACAAGGCAGCAGCAUGUCUGCCUCUAUCCGUCCACUCUUGGAUCUCCCUGAGCACAGCUGCCGGGCUGCUGCCGACUUGUGAGUGGAUCCUUUCUGCCGAGUGACUGUGUGAGGGAGCGCCUGAGUGUGUAGCGCACGCACACACACACACACACACACACACACACACACACACACACACACACACACACACACACACACACACGCAGCAGAGUUUCCCAGUGGCUACACAUAAGCCGGGUGUUCAACUGUUCUGCUUAUAGACUGCCACACAUGAGUGAAGGUUUGACCAGCUUCGCUCUGGACUUGACUCAACACCCAUGAUCUCCAGCCAACUCUGGCAUACCCCCUCAUUAAGGGCCAAACUGCAGGAAGUGCCAAGAGGAAUGGCACUGAGGAUCGGAGGGAACGAGUCAAAAUAGAGCUCCACAAGGCAGUUUCUACUCCACCUGAUCAUCAAAAAUGGACACGUUAUUGAUGAAGUGAAGCAGUCAGAGAUGGGAAAUGCCUCUGAAACAUUUCUGCUCGUGUCCAGAAUAUCUAAAGACAAUGACUUCCUCAUGGGAACGCUCUACACCAUUUUUGGUGUGCUGUCUGUGCUGGGGAAUGGGAUCCUGCUGUUCGUGGCCUAUAGAAAGAAGUCCUCCCUGAAGCCAGCAGAGUUCUUUGUGGUCAACCUGGCCAUCAGCGACCUGGGCAUGACCAUAACCCUGUUUCCACUCGCAAUUCCAUCAGCCUUCGCCCACAUGUGGUUGUUCAAUCAGACAGUCUGCAUUGUCUAUGCCUUUUGUGGUGUUUUGUUUGGCCUGUGCAGUCUGACCAACCUCACUGUGCUCUCUUGUGUCUGCUGGCUCAAGGUCUGCUGCCCAAACUACGGUAACAAGUUCUCGUACUGCCAUGCCUGCCUGCUGGUCGCCUGCAUCUGGUGCUACGCUGGAGCAUUUGCUGUAGGUCCUCUGUCGGGCUGGGGCGAGUAUGGAGCUGAGCCUUAUGGCACAGCGUGCUGCAUCAACUGGCAUGCGCCCAGUCAAAAUCCUGUGGCUAUGAGCUACAUCAUCUGCCUCUUCUUCUUCUGUUACAUCGUGCCCUGCACUGUCAUCUUUCUGUCCUACACAUUCAUCCUGCUGACUGUCCGGGGCUCUCGGCAGGCUGUACAGCAGCACAUGUCCCCACAAAACAAGAUCACCAACGCACAUGCACUUAUCGUUAAGCUCUCUGUGGCAGUUUGCAUCGGUUUCCUGACAGCAUGGAGUCCAUACGCUAUUGUGUCCAUGUGGGCGGCAUUCGGUAACCCAGCAACUGUACCACCUAUGGCUUUUGCUCUGGCAGCUAUCUUUGCCAAGUCCUCUACCCUUUACAACCCUAUUGUCUAUCUGGUCUUCAAGCCCAAUUUCCGUAAGUCCCUGUGUCGGGAUGUAGCCCAGUGCAGAAGGACACUCUGUGGAUGUCUGUGCCAGCGCAGCUCCACACAGAAGGGAAUGUGCAGGCAAUCACAUCACAAAGAAGAGUGCAAUUCUACAAGGUUGUCCAACGGGCUGCCAGAAAACCACAGGACCUGCAGACAUUGUCCUUGCCCUGAAACAGCCACUGGUACCAGAGGAAACUGUACAGACAGUCCCCAGCAAACUGCUAGGAUACUUAAAGGAUCUCAGCACAGUGAGGUUGCUGUCAGUCAGCUCUCCAAUGAGAUGCAGAGCGACUUCCUGUAGAAAAACAAACACAGCUAGACAAUGAGAAGCUUAAAAAAAAAAAAAAGAAGAUGAAAGGAGAAAAAUAUGGCAAGAAUGAUGACUGAAAGACACUAAGUGCAAGUUAGGUAAUAGUGAAAAUAUAAUUUAAAACUAAAAGGAUCAAGACUGAUUGAAGGAAAAAAAGUUCUAAUUCUGAAGUUUAAAACUUGUCUCAUGCCUCAAAUAUGUGAUACUGCCAAACACAUGCACAUGCACACACACGCACACACAGACACACACACACACACACACACACACACACACACACACACACACACACACACACACACACACACACACACACACACACACACACACACACACACACACACACACACACACAAGAUCUUGUAUUUAAAAGCCAAUACAGGAGGAUAAGCAAGCCAAACAGUCCACAGAUGUGUGCAUCAAUAUUCUAUCAGGUCAAAUUUACAAGUGUCAAUAACUAUACGAUCACUUUGAGUGAUCAUCAUCGAGUAAGACUGAGCACUAAUGCAAAUCAAUUUACGCUGGAUUUAGAGGGAGGAACUGAUACUGAAACCUUCUACUCUCUAAGCUACCUUUUAUGUGUUUAUUACGAGUACUGUAUUUGAUGAUGUAUUUGAUUUGACAGCUAUUUAUUUAUGCAUGCCUCAAACUGAAGGACCACAGGGUUGCUUGCUGUUGUUAUCGAAUAGGAUAUUAGUACAAUGUACUCAUCUGUGAGGAUGAAUUAAGUUUUCAAAACUGCAACUAAUUUAACUACAGUGUGUCAACCUGUACAUUCCUCUUUAUAAACAAAGCCCCUAAGGAGGUACAAAGUAAAGCACUGCAGGAAGGAUCUGGCUUUUCGAAAGCCUGUUGCCGUUCCAAUCAUCAAAAGAUGGACAUUUUGAGUAGUGCAUUAAUCCAGCUAUAAAAAGGAGCUGCCAGCUUUGUCUAAUCACAUGUGUUAUCACCUCAGUCUGCGAGAGAAAGCACGACUAAAUUAUAGAUGCAGAAGAUCAGGGGGCAGGACUUCAUACAACUAUCUGUAAUGCUCAAUAAGCUCUAAGUUCUGUAAGUGUUAAACAGAGAGCUGGACUAUAUUAACAUGCCGGACAGGUAUGAUGAUAAGAAGAGAGUUGCGUUCACUUAUUAGCAUCUUUAAUUUAAGGGAGGCAGGAGGUUAAUCGUGUGCAGUCAUGGGGCUAUCUCAACCUGACAAAGACAGCUACAGCAGUCUGAUGUUGCCCAUUAGAAGGCUAAUUCUGUCUCUUUCACACCAUGGGUGUUGUUUUCAUGAUGAUUUUUAUUGAUUAUGUGCUCACCAAGGCAAUCACUGAUGCUGGAAAACACACUAACAUGGACAUAACAAGGAAAUAGACUACAUGGACUAACAAGGAAAUACUUCAGCCAGGUGGGGGAAAUUAAUUUUGCUUUCAUUAAAUUUGGCUGCUCCGAGGCAUUGCAAGAGGUCAAACUGUCAUCUUUCAUUAGACAAAAUUUUAGUGACGUUGCCACAUUCCUAAAUUUCAGCGGCUAACUUGGUUAUUGUGUUAUUUUUGCUGAUGGUAAUAAAGUCCAGUCCUCUAAAAAUAAUACCCCAAACAGUGAAAAAUCCAAGUGAUCUUUGGUUCAGAUAACCCUUAACGAAGCAUGUCAGUGUGAAUAAAAAGGGAGUGGGAAAAAACAUAUGAUUUUUUUGAAAUAUAUACUGUAUAUGAGUGUAUUUUUCUAAUGUCUCCCAGUGAGAGUUCAUUUUCUUGUGCAGAAGUGCAAGUGUGUAGUUCCUGAAGCUAACAGUGCAUCAGCAAAUUCUUUUGGUUCUGGUGACGCCAAACAAAAAACGAGAACCCAAAACUGGCACAUUUAACAUGUUCCUCAAGCCAUUAUUACAAAAUAGGAAAAAACUUUAUGCCUAUGCAUGAAUAUAGACCACUUGCCUUUAGUGUUCCUCUUGCCUGUUUUUCAAUAAAAGAGUUUUUAAACAUAUGAGACACAAGGCUUUGCCUCAGCACCUGCCUUCAUUAUUCCAAUGAAAUAUGCCCGGCGAGCAUACUACAGCUUAACCACCGUGUUUGUCCAACAAGCAGUUUUGUACUUUUCCCUGACAGUGUAGGUCAUCAAAUGGAAGUACAAAGAGACCUGCCAUGGACAAGAUUAAUUAGAUCUGCUAGAGUGCAUGCUUGGGUUGACUGGCAUCACUUUCAUGACAUUACCCCUCUUUGCUAUUGUGAGAGGGAAGACUGCAGUUCUGUGCAGUUUCCACAAAAUACCUGAUUACAAAAGCAGUUCCCAUUUUGUGUUCUCAGUUUCACUUUGUCAUAAAAGGAUUUUCUUUAAGUCAUGCAAAACAACCAGGUCAGCACAUGCGCUCCAUUCUGCUGCCUGCUACACUCCUCAAAUUACUGCGCGAGCCUAAGUGGUGAUGGCUUCUUGAAGAAAUUGAUACUAAAUCUCCAUCACCGUCUGAACUAAUACCUCACCCGGGUUUUUCACAUGAUACUUAGGUCAUGGGUUCGACAUUUGUUACCUCAGGAUUUAAAUCUCUAUUAGCUCUGGGUUUAAGACUUGUCCAUGCUGACAUUAACAGUGCAUGAAAACACAAAGACCCCUUGUUCAUUUCAGAGAGGCUGCUGCACUGACGCAGGGAGAUCCAGCAAAACAACCCAGCAUCAUCUGGCAGAAAAUUUUAGACUGUCUCAGUUGUUUGUAUCCAACAACACAUUGUAUUUGCACAUGCUUACAUGGUACAUGGUAUUCCAUACUCCUGUUAAGUUCAAGGUUUAAGAUGGAAACUAUUACCGCUGUGACAACUGUCUAGAGUUGCUAAAGUGCAUCUCAUUAAAUUAUGCAGUGUUUUGUUGUUUGAUAAGCUUUCAAACUCCUGAAUCCAUUCUGAAACCAGCUUUCCUUGGUCAUAAUUCUCAACCCAGUUGCCUGACAAGAAGUCUAUUCUCAUCUUCCUCUAAUAUAUCUAGUAACUAACAGGAUCGAAAAAAUUAUUUUUAUUUAAUCAAGCCUUAACUGUUGUAAAUGUAUGGUUAAGGUUAGGAAAAGUGAACGUUUGAUGAAGGUAUGGACAUCAGCCUUCUCCAUGCUCUUACUUUCCACGUUGCAGUAUAAUAUGUGCAAACCAUGCUGCAGCAGCAUUGAACAUAAAUCAUGAAGUGUUCUCAAGAGAUAUCCCCAGGCAACCCAGAGUUUAUGAAAAUCAAAUCUGGACUGGUUAUAGUUUUUCCCAAAAUUUGAUGUUUAAAUAAAGGCAUAUAAUUAUUUAAGCAACACAAGAAUAAAAACAAUGGAACAUCUGCAGUUAUAUCAGUCAUGUCACAUACUGUGAGUCUUCUUAUAACAUGAACCCCGACUUGUGAAGUUCAAGUGUGAAUCUUUAACCUGGAGCCUACUGUGAGACGAGGUGAAAGAAGCCUCAGGCUGUCUGUAGCUGCAGAUUAUUUUAGCUGAUGCAUACAUCCAUGUGAAAACCUCCCUGCUGUGAAAACAAGCACCACUUGCAAAGACAAAAAAAGGCCUUUCUGCAGACAUAUACAGGUAGCUAUUGUGAUCAUUGUGUCAUGUAAGAGACAGUAGUGUCAUCUUCAAAUUUUCAUCUAUGUAUCAAACAACAAUUGUAGUCAACCCCAUGGAUGUACAGGGUACCAGCUCAUUUCUGUUUCUUGAUGUAAACCCUCCAGGAUGAAAUGAGUAGUAAUAAGUAGCCAACCAGCUGUUUUAAGUAUGAUAGGGUAAUUUAUUUCCCAGGAAAAAACUAAAUGAUUGUACUUCUCUGAUGUGUCAGGAAUGAUGUCAGUUUUGUGUUGACUGUAACAUUUUGGAAGAAAGAAAAAGGAUGUAAAAAUUGAUGGACUGGUGAAAUGCAAGAGGAAUUUUCUGUUUGUCAUGCUGCAACCAAAAGUUACAGUUACCUUUAGACUCACUGUCAAAGCCCAAAUGCUGUUUUGGACACUCAUAUUUUUCUACCAAUAUGCAGGUAACCAUGGAAAGAAUAUACAUAUCAAAAACUUGGCUUCAAGCCCUGUGCUGAACACACUUCGUUUGGCUCAACUCUUGGACAAAGAUGGACAUACAAACCAGGAAACGAAACUGUGAAAAUCUGAUUCUGAUGUCUCUUUUUUCUAUUCUGUUCUGCUCAAAGAACAAUUUCUCCGAGUAUCUACGUGUGUAUUCUGUAUUACCAGCCAUUCCAACCUGGGUUAUCUACACUGGCUUUAUUCAUUCAUGUAGAGACUGGUUGCAUGUAUGUAAAUAAUAUGUGUUUGUACAGAUGCCAAAUUUAAUUCAUAAAUUAUUAUGAAUAUCAGCUAAACUGUGUAAAUAAGGAUGGACAAACCCCUUGCAGUGUCUUGAAAUGGGGAUGACGGGUUUUAUUUUCUUAUGUUAUUUCAGCUUCUGAGUGGUCGCUUUGAAAGUGUUUCCAUAAAUGUUUCGUAUUAUAAGAUUUUAUUGCAAAAUAGCUGCCUGGUCUUUCUGCAGCUGGAAUGCAUUUUCUUUAGCUCUUUAGUUCAUGUGUGAGAGAAGGAUGGAUUAAACCAUAAUAUUUUAAAAGCAAGAUCAACAAUAUUAUACAACUGUAGUAUAAUGGCCCUUAUGGUUGUUGUUAAUUUAGCUUAAUUUUCCACUGCAGUGUUGUUGGCUUCUACCGGGGCACAACAAUCCAAGUGGGAAAUUUAAUCUAUUAUGAUGUUAUUGUACAGUAUAUGCAGCUUCUAUGAAGGUGACUGUUUCUACCUCCCAAUUAACCAUGGAAUGUAUUUGUUGCUGGAUUUGAAUCAGACAAUUCAAGCAUUUAAUAUUAAGAAAUCCAAGCAGCAGAAGUGUUUGAUGUGACUACACCCGCUUGGAUGAGCAGUUUACUGAGAGCGAGCUUAAUAAUGGAGAAAUUUAAGUGCUGAUACGUCAGAUGUGUGCACGAAACAGCUCAAGCUGGAUGCAAUUAUCUUUUGCUCCUGCAUUAAUAAAUCCUCUGUUGUCACAAGUACAGCAUAAGGCCCCACAGCUUUUGUUAAACAUAUUCAUCUUUCUUCACUGUUUGAAUCCUACCUGUCAAGAUGCAGCCUGGAAACAUGACAAACACUUUGUUAAUCCCAUUUGGGACACAAGACUCUGAAUCAGCAGAAAUUUCAUAUGCAGCAUUUAAAGUGGUUUAUAAGUCACUUCCUGAAUGCUCUAAGCCUGCGCUAGGUCUGAAUAAAGUCAUAAAUCCUAUACGCACUGCUGUCUAUAUAUCUGCGCUAAUCCACUGUAAAUAAAGCUAAACGCAAUCAGGAAGAUGCCACUAGAAUCAGAAUUUUCUGACAACAGCAGUUAAGCCUUUGUGUGAAUCCUUAUUUUGCGUUUGUCCUCUGAAAAGCAAACACUUUGUCCCUCAGGAGAUUUGCAGUUGUGGACUGUACUGUAUUACACUGGCAUACGGAAAUGCAAACACACACACAUCAGAUGUUUUACAGCCCCUCUCCCCCAGUUUCUAAGACACAAACAAGGUUGAAUGUGAUGUGUUGUACAUAUGUGUAUGUUUGUAUAUGGAGAAAAAAAAAUCUGUCUACCUAUAUAGGUUUUAAGAUAAUAUUAUUACAAUAUAAUUCUAAAAUUAUUAUCAUUGUUGUCAGUGAAGUUUCAGAUGCACUGUGAAAAUGUUUACAAUUUUUUUUGCUUGUUUGUUUAAAAUUUAUUGAGGAUUGUAUAAAAAGUGUUAAGUACAUCUAACUAAGGGCAUAUCAUUUGUUCUGAAGUCAAAUGUAAUGAUAAAUAAAUAUUAUUCAGGACUGAA